AUGGGCCAGUGGCAGAGCCAGCCCGUGUGCACCUCGGCUGCCUGCGUCCAGGCGGCCGCCCAUGUGCUCCAGGGUCUCGCCCCAAACUAUGCGCAGAUGGACCCCUGCACCGACUUUGACCAGAUGGUGUGCUACGGUACCUUCGAGCACAGCGGUGAUAACGGAGGCACCGUCUGGGAUCUCCGUGACCGGACUGAGCGCAUCCUGAGGAAGAUCCACGAAAGCUCCAGCCAUGCCGAAGCGAUAGGUUUCAGAUCCACCAUGCUCACGGCUCGCGACAGCGCCGACGAAUACAACUUCGACAUGCUGCGGACCGCCUACCAAGCCUGCAUGGACACCGAGGCCAUCGUCGCCGCCGGCAUCACGCCUUUGACCGACCUCAUCGCCUCCGUCAACAACUACUGGCCCCUCUCGCCCUCUGACCUCAAGACAACCCUUAGCACGGACGACCUCGAUGGCUUUCACCAAGCCACUCUCCUCGUCGAGCAGCUGGGGGUCAAGGUCUUCCACGACCACUGCAAUUACGAGAGCCCCGUCAUGGCUGACUUUCUGAACUCGAGGAGCAAUCGCAUCUGCUGGUCGACCCCGGAGGUCUACUUUGGGCAAAAUCUCACGGCCUACUCGGACCCGGAGGCCAUGGAGCACUAUUCGCGCACCCUCGCCAACGUCUUCCACAUGACCUACCCCAACUUGGACGACGGAGCCGCGGCGGCCAUGGCAGAAGCAGUCAUCUCGUUUGAGAUCGACAUGGUCAACCUGGCCCAGCCGUAUCUCCAACAAUCUGGAGAUUUCUUUGUGAGUCAUGAACUUACCGCCAACGUGUCUGUUGCCAAGCUCGCCAACGCAGCGCCCGCCCUCGGCUUCGACAAGUUACUCGCCGGUCUCAUGCCCUCGGGCGAGGCACCAUCGACGAUCCUGAUGCUCGUGCCGGACUUCUGGCCCCAGCUCUCCGACGUCUUAGCGAACCAUUCCAAGGCUGCGCUGCAUGGCUUCCUUGUGUGGAAGACGAUCAACGCGCUCGCCGAGCAUGUCUAUGACGAGACACUCUGGACCCUGCUGGGCCUAACCCCCAGCGAAAACCGAUGGGAAGAAUGCGUCGCGGCGUCGGACCGCUUGAUCCGACACAUCAAAGACCGCUAUUUCAUCUCGGCCGCGUAUCCGGACCUCACGAUGCAGGCCGCCGACAAGAUGACGACCAACAUCCUCGCCCAGUUCAAGAAGCGCAUCAACGAGCUCGACUGGAUGAGCGAGGACGCCAAGAAGCGCGCCAUCGUCAAGGCCGAGCGGCUUGUGCAGAACAUCGGCUACCCCAAGGCCAACCCGGACCUGCGCUCGGCCGAGUCGGUCGCCUCGUACUACGAGGGCCUCAACUUCACGGCCGACCAUUUCGCCAACAACCUCAACGCCCUCCGCUUCAACCUGGCCAAGCAGUACGCCGAGGCCAACGGCGCGCCGAACCGCAACAACGUCGGCAACGCCGCCGAAGUCAACGCCUUCUACGACCCGACCACCAACAGCAUAAGCAUCCCCGCCGGCUACUCUCAGCUGCCCAUCUUCCACUACCUCCUGCCCGAGUACGCCCUCUACGGCGGGCUGGGCGUCGUCAUCGGGCACGAGAUCACGCACGGCUUCGACAACGACGGCCGGCUGUGGAGCGAGGACGCCGAGCGCGAAGCCUGGUGGGACAACGCGACCAUCGCGGCCUUUGAGUCGCGCGCGCAGUGCUUCGUCGACCAAUUCAACGCCUUCGACGUCGCCGUCCCCGGCGGUAGACAGCCCGUCGACGGCCUCCUGACCCUGGGCGAGAACCUGUCGGACGCCGGCGGCAUCCGCGCCGCGUACCACGCCUGGCUCGAGGAGCGCAAGUCGAUGCCCGACGUCUGGGACCAGAAACUGCCCGGGCUCGAGCACUUCACGUCCGAGCAGAUGUUUUUUGUCAUUCAUGGCAGCAUGUGGUGCGACGCCAAGACGCCCGCCAAGAUGGCGCACAUCAUGUCGUAUGAUAACCAUGCGCCGAACCUGGUGCGCAUCAAGGGCAUGACGCAGAACUCGAGGGAGUUUAGGGAGGCCUUCAAGUGCCCGAACCCGGAGCCCACGUGCGAGUUGUUCUAG
Molecule: messenger RNA, 2112 nt
Organism: Parathielavia appendiculata
Lineage: Eukaryota; Fungi; Ascomycota; Sordariomycetes; Sordariales; Chaetomiaceae
Product: zincin
Exons: 4
Coding region: 1-2112 (703 amino acids)
Biological process (GO): proteolysis
Cellular component (GO): plasma membrane
Molecular function (GO): metalloendopeptidase activity
Source: RefSeq, a predicted model, not a curated record